This is a messenger RNA of Pantherophis guttatus, 6388 nucleotides long. RefSeq names its product two pore segment channel 2 (gene TPCN2). The record is from RefSeq and is a predicted model, not a curated record. Gene Ontology annotation, cellular component: lysosomal membrane. Gene Ontology annotation, biological process: transmembrane transport; monoatomic ion transport; calcium-mediated signaling. Lineage: Eukaryota; Metazoa; Chordata; Lepidosauria; Squamata; Colubridae. Gene Ontology annotation, molecular function: voltage-gated channel activity; ligand-gated sodium channel activity; intracellularly phosphatidylinositol-3,5-bisphosphate-gated monatomic cation channel activity.
GAAGCUCGGCGGCCUGGCCACUUUUCUGGGAUGAGCAGCUGCAGGCGCCGUUUCUGCCCUAGUAGGCUGGCUACGUUGUGAUUCAUGGAGCAGGGAAGCAGCUUGGAAAAAGAGCCUUUGUUGCCGCCUCCGCUGCCAGGGGCUGCCAAGCGUCACCGGCUCUACUCGGGCAGGGGCAGCGGAGACCUGGAGGAUGAUGGACACUGCUGCGUGUCCGCGGCCUCCUCGCCUCGUUCUGGCGGGCCUGCCAUUGGUGACCCUGACCUCUACCUCAACCAAGCUGUAGUAUUCAUUGAAGAUGCAAUUCAGUAUCGUUCUAUAAAUCAUCGUGUGGACUCUAACUCCUUGUGGCUUUAUCGGUGGUAUUAUUCAGAAGUUUGCCAAUGGAUUUUGAUCUUCACCAUUACACUAAUCCUGGCUCUUGCUUUCGUUGAAACACCUUCUUCACUUACUGUCACAUCAGAUGUUCGGUAUCGCUCCGAAGCUUGGAAGCCUCCUUGUGGCCUGACUGAAAGCAUUGAACUGCUUUGCUUCCUUGUCUUUAUAGCAGACAUCUCUGUAAAGAGCUAUUUAAUUGGAUGGGAAGAAUUUCGGAAAACCAAGUGGUUAAUGGCCUACAUCCUGGUCCUGCUCAUCUCCCUUAUAGAUUGGAGCAUUUCGCUGAGUUCUUCCUGUCAUGAAAACCUGAGGAUAAGACGUAUCCUUCGACCUUUCUUCCUGCUUCAGAAUUCUUCAAUGAUGAAAAAAACACUAAAAAGCAUCAAAAGGACAUUGCCAGAAAUUACAAGUGUUAUGCUGCUCUUAGCUGUUCACCUGUUUCUCUUUACCAUGUUUGGCAUGUUGCUGUUUGCUCGGACAAAAGAUACCCAACAGGAUAAAGAGUGGCAAGGAUAUUUUCACAAUUUGACAGAUUCAUUAACUUCAUUGCUGGUGCUGUUGACAACUGCAAACAAUCCAGAUGUGAUGAUUCCUGCAUAUUCUAAGAAUCGAGCAUAUUGCAUCUUCUUUAUACUCUUCACUGUAAUAGGAAACUUAUUUCUGAUGAACUUGUUGACAGCAAUAAUAUACAAUCAGUUUCGGGGAUAUCUUUUGAAAUCUGUUCAGUCAUCGCUUUUCCGGAGACGCUUGGGAAUCCGGGCUGCCUUUGAAGUUCUUUGUUCUUUGAAAGACACUACCAUCAAUAAAAAUAUCUUGAGUGUCCAAUCUGAAGCUCUUCUUCAAGUCCUCCAGAAAGUAAAACUGGAUUCCUAUUGCAAAGAAGCAAUCAUUAGGAAGCUUGAAUCUUGUCCCCCAGGAGGGCUGUCGGCUACUCAGUUUCAGACACUUUUUGAUGAACUUGACAAGCAUAAAGUUAAAGAGCGUCCUCCCAAACCAGAUUAUCAGUCACCAUUCUUACAACGAGUUCAGUUUAUCUUUGGCCAUCACUAUUUUGGAUAUUUAGGAAACGUUGUAGCACUAGCAAAUAUUUCCUGUGUAUGCGGAAUCAUGGUAAUAGAUGCAGAUAAGCCACCUGCUCUGCGAGAUGACUUUUUUUUAGGGGUUACAAACUGUUUCUUUAUUUUGUACUAUCUUCUGGAAAUAUUGCUGAAAUUAGUGGCCUUGGGAUUAAAAAGAUAUUUAUCCUAUCCGAGCAACAUAUUUGAUGGGCUUCUGACUUUGGUUCUGAUGGUUUUGGAGGUGUCCACAUUUGCUGUAUAUGGGUUUCCUCAUCCAGGCUGGAGACCUGAAAUGUUGGGCUUGCUGUCUCUAUGGGACAUGGUUCGUCUAGCAAAUAUGCUUAUUGUGUUCAGAUUUUUACGGAUCAUCCCAAACAUUACAUUCAUGUCUUUAGUUGCCAGUACACUUCUGGAUCUAGUGAAAAACAUAAGAACCUUUGCAGGAAUUUUGGUGGUGGCUUUCUAUGCAUUUGCAAUAAUUGGCAUGGAGCUGUUUGGAGGCACCAUUACUCCCAUGGGCAAUGUCAGCUUUUUAAAUACAACUUUCAAGUGUGGCACUUUUGAACAACUGGAGUAUUGGCCAAACAACUUUGAUGAUUUUGCUGCAGCACUAGUGACUUUGUGGGAUGUGAUGGUUGUGAACAACUGGCAGGUUUUCUUGGAGGCAUAUUCCAGAUAUACAUCUCCCUGGUCAAAAUUGUACUUUGUCACCUGGUGGCUGACUUCCUCUGUCAUCUGGGUCAAUCUUUUUAUAGCCUUGCUUUUAGAGAAUUUUAUUCAUAAAUGGGAUCGUCGCUGCCAUAGGCCGUCUCUCUCAGAAGUUGAAUAUCAAAUGACAGUGGAACUCCUCUUCAGGGAUGUUUUAGAAGAACCAACAGAGGAAGAACUGAUUGCACGACUUCACCAGCAUCCACAUAUGCAUCUAUAUAGAUGACAUCUAGCUGGAAGUGGCCAUCCAGCCUCAUCAUGCCUGCAUGCAGGUUUUAGAGCUAAAGAGAAGAUAACUCUUAUUUCUUUCUAGAAAGAGUCCUAAAAUCUUGAUUUUAUUUUUGAACGUUGCCUACAAUAGACGGUCUUUAAAGGGCACUUGGGUUCACUUCAAACAUAUUUUUUAAAUCCUAAUUUGACUUCCUUUUAAGUUGAUUUAUGGAAUAGAGCAUUAUGCUUUUAAGAAAGGGAAAGGGAUCAGUGAUACUGCACUUUAUAGUAAAUGUGGUGGAAGAUAAAUAAUCAAGUCUGCUGGUCUGGUGAUAGCGCUACAGACAGUACAAAAUCCAAACCUUCUACAGAGGCAAACUUCCUUUUUUAGUAUUUGUUGUGUGAUAUGCCAGGGCAGUGCCUUAUUGUUUGUAAAAGUGUUUUAGUAAAUGUCUAAACGUUUCAAAUGCAGGAUACAAGUUUAAAACUUAAAGUUAGGGAUUCAUAUAAAAAGUUGUUACAUGUUUCAAUGCGGCAAGCUAUUUUAGAAAGAAGAAGAAUACAAUCCCAGUUUUAAUAUCUGUCCAAAUCUUCAUAGUAACUUCAUGUGAAUAUCAUUUCAGCCCUUGGUUGACUGCAGGGUGGAUUUGAUUUAAAUCAAGUCGAUUUAAAUCAUGAUUUAAAUCAUGAUUUAAAUCACUAAUAAAAAGGCUUGAUUUAAAUCAACUCAAUUUAAAUCAUAAUUUUUAAAGAGCAGCUGUCAUCUCUGUCCCGCAGUGGCUCUUUCUCUGACCUGCUGUUGACUCACUGACAGCCCCAAUAUUGCAGAAUAUACAGCCUCAGGCUACAUAACUUAAGCUCCAUUUCAUGCUGAAUAAACUAAAUUAUUAAUGUAUCUUAAAUAGAAAACUAUCUAUUUAGAUAAAAAAUCUAGACAGAUUUUUACUCCAAAAGCAUUUUAUUAAAAUAAAUUUGAUAAAAAUAAAUCUGAUUUAAAAUUUAAAAAUCUGAUUUUUUUAUAUAUUAAAAAAAAUCAUCGAUUUUUAUCCACCCUGGUUGGCUGUAUGUUAUCUAGCAGCCUUUGGGGACUUGAAUUCAUGGCGUUAAGGUGUUUAAUGUUUUGUCUCCCUGCUCCUCUAAUCCCCUUCCUUACCAGGAUCAGCUCUUGUAGUUUUGAGGCAACGUAGACCAGGGAUGUCAAACUCACAUCAUCACGGCAGCAUCAUGUGACGUAUCAGGAUUUUUUCCCCUUCGCUAAACCAGGCGUGGGUGUGGCCAGUGCAUGAUGCAUCCAGUCUGCGGGCUGCGAAUUUGACAGCCCUGAUCUAGACUAACACCAUUGUGGGAAGAGAAUGGGUUACAACCCCUGUUUCUUUUUGAGGCUCAACUUUGCCUUGUUUUCCUUUUUUUGGUGAAGCCUAAUCUGUGUGUCAUUGGUGAAUUAAGUACUGGAGAGGAAAAGAGUUUAAAUAAUUGGCUUUCUUUUUAUUGUAGAGACUAGGUCUAUGUCGCAUACUUGGGUUCUUAGGUGAGUUUUGUAACUGUCCACAUGUAUUGUGGCAAACGUUUUGUGAGUACUCCCCAACCCAUUUGCGAGAACAUCUCUGACACAUAGACAUUAUUCAAAAUGCACUCAUUGGCCAUAAAAUGUGGGCACCUAAUAAAAAUGCAACAUUGUUUCAUGUCAGUAAAAGCAAAAUUAUAGAAAUUAAGUCCCUUAGUCCUUUUAAUCAUAUCAAUAGCAAAUACAUUUGUAUUGGCUAUCUUAUGAUUCCAUCAGGUGUUAUGUAAAUCUCUUAUCUGUGUGACUCCCUGAGAUUUCCUUUGAUCUGAAAAGAUGAUCCAUCUAGUGACCCAAUUUAGUGAAUUAUAGAGUUUCAAUUCUGUUAUUAAAUUAUUUCAUUCAUUCAGGGAUGCUAAAUAGAAUUAUUCUUCUACUUUCUGUCUAACUUCUGAAUUUUUUCAUCAGUGUUGAAAGGGAAAUUCUUUGACACCAUGAAGAAUUUGAUUAAAUAACUAUGGUCAUCUCAUAAUAUUUGGUUAAUUAAAAAUACACUGAACUAUUAAUUAUCUUCCUUAGGCAACGUAGUUCUGUUCAUAUAAUAUAUGCACUGUUUCUCAACCUCAGGAACUUUAAGAUAAGUAGAAAUGCCUGAGAAGAAUAGAAUAGAAUAGAAUUCUUUAUUGGCCAAGUGUGAUUGGACACACAAGGAAUUUGUCUUGGUGGCUAUGCUUUCAGUGUACAUAAAAAGAAAAGAUACAUUCAUCAAGAAUCAUAAGGUACAAUACUUAAAGAGAGUCAUAGGGUACAAAUAAGCAAUCAAAUCAUACUAGGAAACAAUAUAAAUCGUAAGGAUACAAGCAACAAAGUUAUAGUCAUACAGUCAUAAGUGGGAGGAGAUGGGUGAUAGGAAUGAUGAGAAGAUUAAUAGUAAUAGUAAUGCAGACUUAGUGAAUAGUUUGAUAGUGUUGAGGGAAUUAUUUGCUAGCUGAAGUCCACAUAUCUUAAAGUUGGUGACGUUGAAAAACACUGACAUAUAUAAAGGUCAUAUUUUACUUAACCUGGUUUUCUGGGUCCAUACAACAUACUGAGCCAUUAAUUCAUCAGGUAGGCUGGUUCACAUAACAGUUUGCUUUAAAAUUGUGCAAGAGAUUUUGCAGUGAGAUGUUUUUGGCAUGAACUCUCAUAGACUGCAAAACCACCGGUUUUGUACAUUCCAAGAAAUGUUGAGCUCAAAACAGCUCAAACGUUGAGCCCAAAACAGCUCAGUUGCCAGAAGCCUCAAAACAAUUUUUUGAGUGCUCAUUAUGGGGACCUUUGUGAAGUUUUAUGCUUGAAAUAGUUCAAAAUGAAAUCUGUGGCAUACGCUACUCCAGUGUUUCUCAACCUUGGAAGCUUGAAGAUGGGUGGACUUCAAUUCCCAGAAUCUCCCAGCCAGCGCUGCUGGCUGGGGGAUUCUGGGAGUUGAAGUCCACCCAUCUUCAAGCUACCAAGGUUGAGAAACGCUGCUCUAGUCUAAGGCAAAACUCUUAGUCUUCAAGAAAUUGAAUGUUUCUUUUCUGGGCCAUGCUGAUUUAGGGAUGCUCCAGUGAUUUUCCAAAAGUUAAUCCUCUGAACUGGAAUCAGUUUGAUGUUCCAAACCCAAUCCUGUCCUUUUUUUAUGCAGAGCACCACAAACCCGUUCUGGAAAAGUGCUGAAUGUUACAUUUUGCAGUGGUAGAUUUUUUAUAUCCCUAUUAGGCUAUAAUAAACUAAAAACUAGUUUUUAGUUUAUUAUGUCAUACAAACACAGAUCAGUUUUGUAUUUUUGACCUAAAUAAAAGAGGAGGGGAUAGUUAAGAGACAGCUGUAUUUAUCACUAAGAAUUUCUUUCUCCCAAAUAAUUUUCUCCUUUAAAUCGCAAAGGUCAUUUUGGAUUUGCGGAGAAUGUGCCAAUGUAUCCAGAUGGAUUUUGUUUCUUCUGAGAAAUGUUAAAUGGAGAACAAAUAUAGCAGCUACUGCUAGACAUUUUUUUAAAAAAGAUUUAGUUAUUCCCUACUUGCCUUAAUUAAGAAUUAAUUAAUAAUAAGAUAAGUCAAUAUUAACGAAGAAAGACAAUGUGUUCCAUGUCACACAAAAUAUGGAAGCUGAAAGACUCUUGCAUCUCUGAGUGACCAUCUAGGAAAAUAUUUAUGCACUAUAAAAAUAAAAACAUUACAUUAACAGUUAUUAUUGAUCAAUAGCCAUUUCACUUGCUAUGAUCUGCAUUUCUGAUGUGCAUUCCUUUGGAUAUAUUUUCUUUUGUCGAUAGAGCUCCUAUUUUCAAAAGAAAAUCCUUUCUUUACUAUAUUACGGAUCGAUUGCAUUUUGAAUAUUACCCAUCCUUUAAAAUUCUUUUACACAAAGGAAGUUAAGGAAGAGCAACUAGGCCCGUGAUGGCGAACCUAUGGCACGCGGAGCCAUAUUGGUGGGCAUGUGAGCUCAGCUCCAGUGCGCGUGUGCGUGCCGGCCAGCUGAUUUUCGGGCCCUCUGGGCCCACCGGAAGCAGGGAAAU